This is a messenger RNA of Nicrophorus vespilloides, 712 nucleotides long. Its product is annotated as COMM domain-containing protein 3. Gene Ontology annotation, biological process: sodium ion transport. The record is from RefSeq and is a predicted model, not a curated record. Bases 85 to 687 code for a protein of 200 amino acids. Lineage: Eukaryota; Metazoa; Arthropoda; Insecta; Coleoptera; Silphidae. The transcript has 3 exons.
GUCAUCUCGAACCAAAAAGAAAACAUUGCCUUUGAUUCUAUUAAUUUUCUUAUUGUUUAGUAUUAAUCCAAACAUCUAGUCAGUAUGGUUUUGAAUGAAAACACUAAAAGGGUGCUUAAAUAUGUAAGCAAUCCCAAUCUAAUUACUGAGACCACAUUUAGAAAAUUAAUUACUAUUUGCUUCCAAGGAAUCAUAGAUAACAAACCAGCAAACUUAAACGAAUUUGAUAAUUCUAAACUUGAUAUUAUGAAGGAGCUCUAUGCAGCAUUGUUAAUAGCAAUUGCAGAAUUUGCAAGACACAAGUACACAAAACAAAUGAUAGAGACCUACCUAAUGGUAGAGUGCAAUUUUCCAAGCAUUAAAGCUGCAGAUUUCUCAGGACCUUUCGAAAUCAAUAAACUAAAGUUGCUGAUCAAACUUGGAAGUAUAGGCACACAUCUAUCACGCGUUGUUGAUGUAGAAUGGAGCAUUGAUUACAUUUUAAAGUCUUAUGCUUUGGACGAAUCUGAUGGUCCCCUUUUUCGAGUGAAAUUGAUCACAGAGCAAUUUGAUCAAGAAACUAAUGAAAAGCAGAUGGGAAAUGUUACAUUCUGUUGCGAUACACAGGAAUUGCAGGAUUUGCUUUACAAGCUGAAGGAUUCUUUGAGGCAUUGUCAAAAAAUAUUGAAUACAAGUAAUACUAUAUAACAUAUUUAGUUUAAUAAGAUUUAUC